This is a messenger RNA of Patella vulgata (common limpet), 4870 nucleotides long. RefSeq lists its product as uncharacterized. Gene Ontology annotation, biological process: protein phosphorylation. NCBI's taxonomy places the organism in Eukaryota, Metazoa, Mollusca, Gastropoda, Patellidae. Gene Ontology annotation, molecular function: ATP binding; protein kinase activity. The record is from RefSeq and is a predicted model, not a curated record. Bases 199 to 3162 code for a protein of 987 amino acids. The transcript is spliced from 15 exons.
GGUUACGCUAAGAUACAUCAUGGUAGCGGUAAUGAAUCACACGUUAAUACCGAUAUUGGUAACGGAAAAUAUACACCACACAGUAAUGAUUUCCAUGGACAACCGACUCUUAGUCCCAACACAGAACCAGCGGAUAGAUAUGGCAAUGAUAAUUCCCAAGGGCAGCCCAGGUUUAGUUCAAACAUAGAACCAGGGGAUAUGCAUGGCCAUAAUAAUUCCGAAGGGCAGUCCAUGUCGAGCCCAAACACUAAACCAGAGAAUAGAUAUGUCAAUUAUGAUUCCCAGUGGCAGUCCCCGUCUAUUUCAAACACAGAUCCAAGAGCUGGGACUAUUCAUAAUAGAACCAAUGUUCCAAGUCCAUUAACACUAGAAGGAAGUAGUGGAGCAGGAUCGAGGCCUGUGCAUGGCGAUGUUAGACUUGUUAACGAUCUGGACAGAACAUUGCAACAUGGUGACAACUGGGUUUUUGUUAAUCAUCCGGAAAAUGUACAAGAGGGUAUCGAUGCUGAAGAUAAGGGUCGACUUUCAUCAACCAGUCAAGACACCACGAAUUAUACGAAUACGGAUGGGUAUGAUCUAAAACAAAUAGAUUUGAUCUACCUAAAACUGUUUACUAAACGAAAAUCAAUCCUGGAUAAUAUUUUACACUGUUUUUCACAGAGCGGUUACCACCAGGGGUUAAGCUUUAAUGAAGAUGGUAGUAUUGAACCACCUUUGAAUAACCAGGAGUACUUUGCCCUGAAUGUUGCCAUUAAUAAAUUUCUGGAUAUAAAAAAGGUGUUGAUAAAACAAUAUGAUCUACCAGACGGCUGGGUUGAUUCCAUGAAUGUUAUUGAAAAUAAUAUAGUUGUCGAGAGGAGAGAACUAAACAUCCUCAUAGUUGGACUAAAACAUAUCGUCCAGCGAGUAUUGGCGAAUCUACGUCAAUACACACGAAAAGCGGAUGUUAGCACAGAAGGCUUUCAACAAAAGGAACCUAAUCUAGCGGUGGUGGACAUGGAAUAUUUAUGUUCGUACCAUAUUGGAAUCAACUGUCCAUUAGAUUGUGAAUAUAUCUGUAAAGCAGGAGAUCAACUACUAUUUGAACUACAGAAGAAGUAUCGAUGUUUUAUAGAAACCAACCCAUUGAUUACUGGUACAAAGGAGAUCCACAUUGCAAAUUGGAGUUAUGAUAAGACAACUGGCUGUGCGAUUAAAAUCCCGCUGAUCAUUGGUGAUUACAGAACACUGCCAGACAAAUCUGAUAUGCUGGUGUUGGAACAAAACCAAGCGGGUCAAUGCCAUGAAUCUGGGAAGCAAAUUAGUGAUAAUUUGGCACAUUACAGGAUCAUGCCAGAUUCUUCAAAGCACGAUUUAGAAGAAGUUGUUAAGAAAGGAAGAUAUAAAACUUUAAUAUUACUGGUGGAUAAAACCACGCAGAAAACAACAGUUUCUAGUUUCAUAAAAGCUUGUAAAACUUUGACCAAAAAGAUUUAUUUUCCAAUUGAAUCAAGACCACAAAUUAAUCGUCAUCUCUUGAAAAACCUGUUGGAGAGGGGUAAAUUGGAAUAUGGAGGUCAAGGACAUUAUAUUGAAAUGAAAAUUGGUCAGAUAAACAACCAAAAGGUUGAUGUAAUUGUUGAUGUAGUAGAGAGUCAGCCACAGUCAAACAGAUAUGAUAUUAAAGAAAUAAAAACAAUGGUUGGAGCACUUCAAUACAGACUUGAAUUAAACAUUCCAUCAUAUAGUUCUGAUUUUUCAACUCCAAUAUUUAAUUUAUCGUUCUUAGUGAUGAAAUGUUUGAGGCGCGCAAGUAAGAAAAAUAUGACAAGUAUAGCAUUUCCUGUUCUGGGCGUGGGUAGUCUUGGUUAUCCAAUCCAACUAGUGGCCAGAAGUAUGAUGGAAACAAUUGAUGAAUAUUUUAGAUGUAAGAAUGAGACAUCAUUAUGUCGGGUGAUGAUAGUGAUACAUGGUGGUGAUACAAGCUCCAAGGAGGCAUUCUUUCGGGUGAAUUUAGCAAGAAUAAAAGAAGGGAAAAUGAAAGAUGAUACCGUUUAUAAAGUUAAUAUAGAAAUAACUGGAGAUAAAACAGAGAGAUUGAGGAUAGGAAGAGAAAUCGAGGAUAUUAUCACAAAGAAAGAGGUUGUCUUUAAUGAUAUUUCCGACCCAAUAAACGAAGUGAGAAUGGCAGGUGAUAGAGUUGAUGAAGUAAAUAAAAAAAAAACUAGUGAUAAAAUAGAGAGACCGACGUUAGAAAGAAAGAGCCCGACCAUGAUAGCAAGAGAGAGACCAACAAUAAAAAGAGAUAUAGUCUCUGAGAGGAAGACACCUGUAGUCGUUAAUGAUAUUUCUGGAACAAAUAGUGAAGCUCCGUGUAUACCUAUUAAUUGGAAGAAAGGUGAGUUAUUAGGUAAGGGUGGAUUUGGUGAGGUAUAUAAAUGUUAUGACAUGGAUACAGGUUGUGAAUACGCUGUUAAAAUAGUUCAACUUGGUAAUCUGAAUGCUAAAGCCCCCAAGGAAGUGCGAGCUUUAGAGAACGAAUUAAAUCUUCUGAAGAGUUUUAAAGAUGAGAGAAUAGUUCAAUAUUAUGGAUGUCAGAAUGAAGAUAAAGUAUUAUCAAUAUUUAUAGAAUAUAUGCCUGGGGGUUCAGUAAAAGACUUAAUCAAUGAAAUUGGUAGAAUUCAGGAACCCCUCGUUAGAAAGUAUUCGAGACAGGUGUUACUGGGUUUAUCCUAUCUUCAUAAAAACGACAUUGUACAUCGUGAUAUUAAAGCUGCUAAUAUUUUAAGGGAUACUCAAGGCAAUGUAAAGCUGGGAGAUUUUGGUGCCUCUAAAAGACUCGAGAAGCUUCGUAGUGCUAGUGGAUUAAAGACAUAUGUGGGAACACCCUACUGGAUGGCACCUGAAGUCAUCAAGAGUGAAGGUUAUGGUCGAAAAGCUGAUAUUUGGAGUGUUGGCUGUACGAUUGUUGAAAUGUUUUCUACUAAACCUCCGUUCCAUGAAUAUGAAACUUUUGCAGCAAUUUUUCAAAUCGGCAAUUGUAAACAUCCAAAAUAUGAACUACCAAAAGAUGUGACCGAUUUGGCCAAGGAAUUUUUAGCACUUGCAUUUCAAAUAACCCAAGGCGAUCGUCCGUCUGCCGAUGAUCUGCUAAAACAUGGUUUCGUUCAAGAUAGAACAUAGUGAUCAGGAUAAUAUAUUGUGUAUAGCAACGACAAGACUUUUUGUAAAAUCAACGGAAAAACCUUUAAACAAACCUAAUGUCUUUAGUAAACAUAAGUUUUACAUGCUAACGUUAUCUGUACCAUACACGUGUGUAUUUUGAAUGUUUGACUUGGGAGUGCAGUGUUUUUCGUCUGUCAUGAUUGGAGAUUCGUCAAGUUCAGGGUCAAGAUUGAGAUGAGAAUAAGGGAGACAACUCUAGUUAAAGUUUUGCAUAUUUUGACUGUUACGUUAGUGUUGGACAGAAAUGUUUUUUAUCUAUAAUGAUACGCGAUACAUUUAGUAAAAGUUAUGUGGAAUUCCAGUUCCAGUUUUUUUGGGGGGGUUGAUGCAAGGUAUUCAGGGUUUAGAAUCGACGAUGAGGGUAGUUAAAGUGACCAAAACAGUGUGCGUUCCCGUGUUAUUUUGUAUUUGCUGUUUUAAAUUAAAUCUAAUAAUAGUGCUGAAUAUUUUUCUGAUUUUGGUUUUAUAUUUAAUAGUAAUAAUAAUAAAUGUCCAUUUCUUAAGCGCCAAAUCCAUCCAUAAGCAUGCUCAAAGUAUGAACUAUAACCAUGCUUUUGUGGUUAUAUAUAAUAUAUAUUUUUGUCAAGUUAACUUGUUGAAAAAGUGCUAGACACAGUUUUAAUACUGAAUACAGAAUAGACGUUGCAUAUUUGUAAAUAUAUUAUUUCUUCUUUUAAUCACAUCCUCCUAAUUGUCGUUUUAUAAUACACAAGUUUAUAAGACUCGAGUUUAAAGCUUAGACCAUUAAUAUAUUAUAAAGUGUUAACAAUAACAUCUUUAAAAUUGCUGAUUAUUAUUUGCAUUUUUUGUAACAAAUACUGAUUUUAGAAAUUAGGUUUUGUCUGAUAGCGACAUAUUUCUUUGGACAAACAAAAGAGGAGUCUAUUUCUUCCAAAUCAUGUAAUCAUAAAGCACCCUUUCGCUUGCGCAAAGAACUAUGUCGCUAUGUAGGGGCGGGAUAUUUCACAUUGUACAUUAUAGCCGGUAUGUGUGUUUUAUACUAAAGAAAUGAAAUGAAAUAGGGUUUAACGUCCUACUGUUCUGCUCAGAACUGGGCUAAUGAAGACGGACAUAUGCCAUACAGUGUUUUAUGAGGGAAAUUUUGAACGGACAGCGGCACUACGGCCUACACCAAUGUGUACACUUGACCUCGGUUUUUCGUCCCAUCCGAACGACUAGACAGCUGUCCUUGUCAGGCCCUCCGUCCUGCAUUACUGACAAGAUCGAACCACGCCAGAAAACCAGAAUGAACUUUCUCGGCCUAUGCAGGGAUCGAGUUUUAUAAUAAUAUUUCUAUUAUUGUUUAAUUUUAUAUUUUAAUAGGACUCGUCUUGGUGUUUAUCAUACUACGGUUACUAUUACGGAGUUUAUGUUUCUAUUCUAUGAUGAAUUUUAUUAGAGAAAUAUAGUAGCCUUCGGUACUUUACCGGUAGUAAAAAAUAAUCCACUGUUAAGGCCAAGGCCUUGUAUAAAAGUAACAGAAUUUGAAUUCAAUAGCAUGCAAUCAUAAUUUAUAUCAAUUUCAUGUGACUUAUUUAGGGUAACUAAAUUAUACUUUUGUGAAUUGUAUACACGUCAGGUUUUUCAUAAAUCACAUUAUGUACAUCAGUUAAAAAAUGUUGAAUUUAUAAAGUUAUUGUUUGCUUGAAUAUACUUAAUAAUUCGA